Pogona vitticeps (central bearded dragon) is the source of this 1275-nucleotide messenger RNA. It is a transcript of the gene EMC2, whose product is annotated as ER membrane protein complex subunit 2. Gene Ontology annotation, molecular function: protein binding. The record is from RefSeq and is a predicted model, not a curated record. NCBI's taxonomy places the organism in Eukaryota, Metazoa, Chordata, Lepidosauria, Squamata, Agamidae.
UGGGCGGGGCCCAGAGCGGUCACGUGAGCCGUGCGGGGGCAAAGGCCUGCGGAGGCGAGCCGGGCAAGAUGGCGAAGGUGUCGGAGAUGUAUGAUGUGACUUGGGAAGAGAUGCGAGAUAAAAUGAGAAAGUGGAGGGAGGAAAACCAUCGGAAUAGUGAGCAGAUAGUGGAAGUUGGAGAAGAGUUAAUUAAUGAAUAUGCUGCUAAACUUGGCGAUGACAUUUGGAUAAUAUAUGAACAGGUGAUGAUUGCUGCGUUGGACUGCAGCCGAGAUGACUUGGCAUUGUUUUGUCUUCAAGAACUAAGACGACAGUUCCCUGGGAGCCAUAGAGUUAAGCGGUUAACUGGCAUGAGAUUUGAAGCCAUGGAAAGGUAUGAUGAUGCAAUCCAGCUAUAUGACAGGAUUUUACAGGAAGAUUCAACUAACACUGCAGCAAGAAAGCGUAAGAUUGCCAUCCGUAAAGCCCAAGGAAAAAAUGCAGAAGCCAUCCGAGAGUUGAAUGAGUAUCUGGAACAGUUUGUUGGCGACCAAGAAGCCUGGCAUGAACUUGCUGAACUUUACAUCAAUGAACAUGACUAUGCAAAAGCAGCAUUUUGCUUGGAGGAGCUCAUGAUGACUAACCCUCACAAUCACUUAUAUUGCCAGCAGUUUGCAGAGGUUAAAUAUACCCAAGGAGGGCUUGAAAACCUUGAGCUAUCGAGAAAAUAUUUUGCACAGGCGUUGAAAUUGAACAAUCGAAAUAUGAGAGCACUAUUUGGAUUGUACAUGUCUGCCAGCCAUAUUGCUUCCAAUUCCAAGGCAAGUGCAAAAAUGAAGAAGGACAAUAUGAAGUAUGCUAGUUGGGCUGCAAACCAAAUCAACAGAGCUUACCAGUAUGCUGGUCGCAGUAAGAAGGAAACGAAGUACUCUUUGAAAGCUGUAGAAGAUAUGUUGGAGGCCUUGCAAAUCACCCAGUCAUAAACCAUAACACAGCUGCCCAACAAUAGACUUCUUUUUCUAACUUCAUGUCCAGUCAUCUGAACAUUAUGUUGAUUUUAAAUUGCUACUUGUGUUAAUAGUGGUUUCAUGUUAGCAAGAAUGACUAUCUUAAAUAAUAUGUUUUAUAAAGAUACGGUUCCUAUUUAUUGCUGCUCUGAUGAAAAGCCACUGAAAGAAAUAAAAAUAAAAUAAAAGGAGUGUGUUUUAUUGAACAUUGUUUUCUUUAGAUCUUCUGUGUACAGUAGGUGCUUAAGUCCAUAACUUAAUGCAGAAAUAAACUUAAGUGAUGAUAAAA